This is a messenger RNA of Rangifer tarandus platyrhynchus (Svalbard reindeer), 4929 nucleotides long. The record is from the annotation of a GenBank genome assembly. Lineage: Eukaryota; Metazoa; Chordata; Mammalia; Artiodactyla; Cervidae.
AUGCAUCGGGCAGUGGACCCUCCAGGGGCCCGCACUGCACGGGAAGCCUUUGCCCUUGGGGGCUUGAGCUGUGCUGGGGCCUGGAGCUCCUGCCCGCCCCAUCCCCCUCCUCGGAGCGCAUGGCUGCCUGGAGGCAGGUGCUCUGCCAGCCUCGGGCAGCCUCCACUGUCUGCUCCCCUACCCCCUUCACACGGCAGUAGCUCUGGGCACCCGAACAAACCGUAUUAUGCUCCAGGGACACCCGCCCCAAGACCCCUCCAUGGGAAGCUGGAGUCCCUGCACGGCUGUGUGCAGGCAUUGCUCCGGGAGCCAGCCCAGCCAGGGCUGUGGGAGCAGCUUGGGCAGCUGUACGAGUCCGAGCACGACAGUGAGGAGGCUCUCCGCUGCUACCACAGCGCCCUUCGAUACGGAGGAAGCUUGGCUGAGCUGGGCCCCCGGGUCGGCCGACUCCAGCAGGCCCAGCUCUGGAACUUUCACGCUGGGUCCUGCCAGCACCGACCCAAGGUCCUGCCCCCAUUGGAGCAAGUGUGGAACUUGCUGCACCUUGAGCACAAACGGAACUACGGGGCCAAGCGGGGGGGUCCCCCAGUGAAACGAGCCGCUGAACCCCCAGUGGUGCAGCCUGUGCCUCCCGCAGCACUCUCAGGCCCCUCGGGGGAGGAGGGGCUCAGCCCUGGCGGCAAGCGCAGGAGAGGCUGCAGCUCUGAGCAGACGGGCCUUCCCCCAGGGCUGCCGCUGCCUCCACCACCGUUGCCACCACCCCCACCCCCUCCCCCUCCCCCACCUCUGCCUGGCCUAGCCACCAGCCCUCCAUUUCAGCUGACCAAGCCAGGGCUGUGGAGUACCCUUCAUGGAGAUGCCUGGGGCCCCGAGCGCAAGGGUUUAGCACCCCCAGAGCGCCAGGAGCAGCGGCACUCGCUGCCUCACCCAUAUCCAUACCCAGCUCCGGCUUACCCUGCUCACCCCCCUGGCCACCGGCUGGUCCCGGCUGCUCCCCCAGGCCCAGGCCCCCGCCCCCCAGGAGCAGAGAGCCAUGGCUGCCCGCCUGCCACCCGUCCCCCCGGAAGUGACCUUAGAGAGAGCAGAGUUCAGAGGUCGCGGAUGGACUCCAGCGUUUCACCAGCAGCAACCACCGCCUGCGUGCCUUACGCCCCUUCCCGGCCCCCCGGCCUCCCCGGCACCACCAGCAGCAGCAGCAGCAGCAGCAGCAACAACACUGGUCCCCGUGGCGUGGAGCCGAGCCCAGGCAUUCCCGGCGCUGACCAUUACCAAACGCCCGCGCUGGAGGUCUCCUCUCACCAAGGCCGCCUGGGGCCCUCGGCACACAGUAGUCGGAAACCCUUCCUGGCGGCUCCUGCUGCCACUCCCCACCUGUCCCUGCCACCCGGCCCUGCCUCGCCUCCUCCACCCUCUUGUCCCCGCCUCUUACGCCCCCCACCCCCCCCUGCCUGGCUGAAGGGCCCAGCCUGCCGGGCAGCUCGUGAAGAUGGAGAGAUCUUAGAGGAGCUCUUCUUCGGGGCUGAGGGACGCCCCCGCCCUCCCCCUCCCCCACUUCCCCACCGCGAGGGCUUCUUGGGGCAUCCGGCCCCCCGCUUUUCUGUGGGCACUCAGGAUUCGCACACCCCUCCCACUCCCCCAACCACCAGCAGCAGCAGCAGCAACAAUGGCAGCCACAGCAGCAGCCCUACUGGGCCUGUGUCCUUCCCCCCACCUCCUUAUCUGGCCAGAAGUAUGGACCCCCUUCCCCGGCCCCCCAGCCCCACACUGAGCCCCCAGGACCCACCCCUUGCACCCAUGACUCUUGCCCUGCCUUCAGCCCCCCCCUCCUCUCGCCACCAAAAUACCUCAGGAAGCUUCAGGCGCCCGGAGAGCCCUCGGCCCAGGGUCUCCUUCCCAAAGACCCCCGAGGUGGGGCCGGGGCCAUCCCCAGGCCCCCUGAAUAAAACCCCCCAGCCUGUGCCGCCCAGGGUGGGGGAGCUGCCUGCCCGAGGCCCUCGACUUUUUGAUUUCCCCCCUACCCCUCUGGAGGACCAGUUUGAGGAGCCAGCUGAAUUCAAGAUCCUACCUGAUGGGCUGGCUAAUAUCAUGAAGAUGCUGGAUGAAUCUAUUCGCAAGGAGGAGGAGCAGCAACAACAGGAGGCAGGCGCGGUCCCCGUCCCCCCGCCUCCUCUGAAGGAGCCCUUUGCAUCUCUGCAGCCUCCGUUCCCCACCGACACAGCCCCAGCCACCACUGCUGCCACCGCCGCCGCCACCACCACCACCACCACCACGGCCACCCAGGAAGAGGAGAAGAAGCCACCAGCCCUGCCACCACCACCGCCUCUAGCCAAGUUCCCCCCACCACCCCAGCCACAGCCGCCGCCACCCCCGCUUCCCCCACCAGCCAGCCCGGCCAGCCUGCUCAAGUCCUUGGCCUCCGUGCUGGAGGGACAAAAGUACUGUUACCGAGGGACUGGAGCUGCUGUUCCCACCCGGCCUGGGCCCUUGCCCGCCACUCAGUAUUCCCCUGGUCCCUCAUCAGGUGCUACCGCCCUGCCGCCCACCUCAGCGGCCCCGAGCGCCCAGGGCUCCCCGCAGCCCCCCGCUUCCUCGUCAUCUCAGUUCUCUACCUCAGGCGGGCCGUGGACCCGGGAGCGCAGGGCCAGCGAAGAGCCAGCCCCAGGCCCCAUGGCCCCCGCCCCGCCGCCCCCACCCCUGCCUCUGCCCCCUGCUCGCUCUGAGUCUGAGGUGCUAGAAGAGAUCAGUCGGGCUUGUGAGACCCUUGUGGAGCGGGUAGGCCGGAGCGCCACAGACCCAGCAGACCUGGUGGACACAGCAGAUGCAGCGGACAGUGGAGCUGAGCGAUUGCUGCCUCCACCUCCGGCCAAGGAGGAGAGUGUUGGGGUGGCAGCCGCUGCAGGACCUGGGAGCAGCAAGCGGCGGCAGAAGGAGCACCAGAAAGAGCACCGGCGGCAUAGGCGGGCCUGCAAGGACAGUGUGGGGCGGCGGCCCCGUGAGGGCAGGGCCAAGGCCAAGGCCAAGGCCCCCAAAGAAAAGAGCCGCAGGGUGCUGGGGAACCUGGACCUGCAGAGCGAGGAGAUCCAGGGUCGGGAGAAAGCCCGGCCGGAUCUUGGUGGGGCCUCCAAGGCCAAACCACCCACAGCUCCGGGCCCUCCACCAGCCCCUGCCCCUUCUGCCCAGCCCACACCCCCAGCAGCCCCUGCCCCUGGGAAGAAGGCCCGAGAGGAAGCUCCAGGGCCACCAGGGGUCAGCCGGGCUGACAUGCUGAAGCUGCGCUCGCUCAGUGAAGGGCCCCCCAAGGAGCUGAAGAUCCGGCUUAUCAAGGUAGAGAGCGGUGACAAGGAGACCUUCAUCGCCUCUGAGGUGGAAGAGCGGAGGCUGCGGAUGGCAGACCUCACCAUCAGCCACUGCGCCGCUGACGUUGUGCGUGCCAGCAAGAACGCCAAGGUGAAAGGGAAGUUUCGAGAGUCCUACCUGUCCCCUGCCCAGUCUGUGAAACCGAAGAUCAACACUGAGGAAAAGCUGCCCCGGGAAAAACUCAACCCACCCACACCUAGCAUCUAUCUGGAAAGCAAACGGGAUGCCUUCUCGCCGGUGCUGUUGCAGUUCUGUACUGACCCUCGAAAUCCCAUCACCGUGAUCCGGGGCCUGGCAGGCUCCCUGCGGCUCAACUUGGGCCUCUUUUCCACCAAGACACUGGUGGAGGCGAGUGGGGAGCACACGGUGGAGGUGCGCACCCAGGUGCAGCAGCCCUCGGAUGAGAACUGGGACCUGACGGGUACACGACAGAUCUGGCCCUGUGAGAGCUCCCGUUCCCACACCACCAUCGCCAAGUACGCGCAGUAUCAGGCUUCAUCCUUCCAGGAAUCCCUGCAGGAGGAGAAGGAGAGUGAGGACGAGGAGUCAGAGGAGCCGGACAGCACCACAGGAACCCCUCCUAGCAACACACCAGACCCGAAGAACCAUCACAUCAUCAAGUUUGGCACCAACAUCGACCUGUCCGAUGCUAAGCGGUGGAAGCCCCAGCUGCAGGAGCUGCUGAAGCUGCCCGCCUUCAUGCGGGUCACUUCCACGGGCAACAUGCUGAGCCACGUGGGCCACACCAUCCUGGGCAUGAACACGGUGCAGCUGUAUAUGAAGGUGCCCGGCAGCCGAACGCCAGGCCAUCAAGAGAACAACAACUUCUGCUCGGUCAACAUCAACAUUGGCCCAGGUGACUGCGAGUGGUUCGCGGUGCACGAGCACUACUGGGAGACCAUCAGCGCCUUCUGCGACCGGCACGGCGUGGACUACCUGACGGGUUCCUGGUGGCCAAUCCUGGAUGAUCUCUAUGCUUCCAACAUCCCUGUGUACCGCUUCGUGCAGCGCCCCGGAGACCUGGUGUGGAUUAACGCGGGCACCGUGCACUGGGUGCAGGCCACUGGCUGGUGCAACAACAUCGCCUGGAACGUGGGGCCCCUCACCGCCUAUCAGUACCAGCUGGCCCUGGAACGAUAUGAGUGGAAUGAGGUGAAGAAUGUCAAAUCCAUUGUGCCCAUGAUUCACGUGUCCUGGAACGUGGCUCGCACGGUCAAAAUCAGCGACCCCGACUUGUUCAAGAUGAUCAAGUUCUGCCUCCUGCAGUCCAUGAAGCACUGCCAGGUGCAGCGGGAGAGCCUGGUGCGGGCCGGGAAGAAAAUUGCCUACCAGGGCCGGGUCAAGGACGAGCCCGCCUACUACUGCAACGAGUGCGACGUGGAGGUGUUCAACAUCCUGUUCGUGACGAGCGAGAACGGCAGCCGCAACACCUACCUGGUGCACUGCGAGGCGUGCGCGCGGCGCCGCAGCGCGGGCCUGCAGGGCGUAGUGGUGCUGGAGCAGUACCGCACCGAAGAGCUGGCGCAGGCCUAUGACGCCUUCACGCUGGCCCCCGCCAGCACGUCGCGAUGA